Molecule: messenger RNA, 2411 nt
Organism: Poecilia latipinna (sailfin molly)
Lineage: Eukaryota; Metazoa; Chordata; Actinopteri; Cyprinodontiformes; Poeciliidae
Product: arg8-vasotocin receptor-like
Exons: 5
Coding region: 1043-2209 (388 amino acids)
Biological process (GO): positive regulation of vasoconstriction; cellular response to hormone stimulus; G protein-coupled receptor signaling pathway
Cellular component (GO): plasma membrane
Molecular function (GO): vasopressin receptor activity; peptide binding
Source: RefSeq, a predicted model, not a curated record
UCGCCACCUGCUUGGAUAAAACCCAGAAAGGACAAUCUGUUCUUUUUCUGCUGUUUCUCUCCAUUCAGAUCUAUUUACAGGUCUCAUUUGGUUACUGUCAUUUAUUUUGCAUUAUUUAUUUGAAACAUUUUGUCUUUUGUGACAAAUCCAAACCGUUUUUCAGACGGGUUUAAAACUUCAGGACAAAACGUUUAUCAUCAUCUCCAGUUGUGUUUUGUCAAAUAACAUCUCAAAUUUAAAGCUGUUUAUAACAUAGUAAUCAUAGAUGUUUUAUGUUAUAUUCAGAUAAAAUUAAUUAUAGAUUUAUUUGUUUAGUAGGAGAAAAAAGAAAUGUUUGGCUUUUCCUUUAAAGAGAUAAUAAAUUUCUUCCAGUUGGAGGAAGAAACCAAACUGAAAAUCUGACGCUGGAAUCAGAUUUGAAAACUUUGUGAAAGCAAACGAUCUUCAUUCAGACGUAACGGGUUUUUAAUCAUCUCAGAACAACAACAGUGAUGCCUGAAUAACUCGUGUUCAGCGUCCUUGGCUCGGUACUUUGAACUGUGUUGCCUUCAGAUGUCAGUUUUUCCUCUGCAGAUAUAUUUUUCUCUCAAGGCGAACGCUUUGUUUUGUUUCCUCUGCUGAACGGGCUGGAGAACCCCAGAGGGAACGGAGUCAGAAAGGCUACCUAAAGCUGCGAUGAGAAGGAGGAGCGAGGACCGGACUGACUGAGAAGAACCCCAUCAGAACCGCAGGUCCAGACUCCCAGUCCGGUCAACAGGAUCCAGACCAAAUUUCUGGUUUGCAUGAAUUACUGCAUCAAUGCGGCGUGGCAUGGAGGAGAUCAGCCUGCGGUUCUGGAACCUUCAGGUUUUACGUUGUUUUGGGCUGGAGACUGGCAACCUGAGCGUGUUGACUCCGGGCACCAAACGGGCUAGGACCGCCCCUGCGUGCAUGGGGUUUCCACAGGAACCUCUAAAAGAGGCAGACCCGCAUCAGCUGCGCCCAGACGCAGCAUCUCCUGCUGUUUGUCCCCUCUCCGCCUCCGUCUCUCCGGAGCGCCACCAUGCGCUCCUUCAACGCCACGCAGCGGAACCUGAGCGGUACCGCCAACCACUCCGACCCGUUCGGGCGCAACGAGGAGGUGGCCAAGCUGGAGAUCACGGUGCUGAGCCUGGCGUUCGUGGCGGCGGUGGCGGGGAACCUGAGCGUCCUGCUGGCCAUGCUGCGCAGCCGCAGAAAGCUGUCGCGCAUGCACCUGUUCAUGAAGCACCUGAGCCUGGCCGACCUGGUGGUCGCCUUCUUCCAGGUGCUGCCGCAGCUCUGCUGGGAGGUCACCUUCCGCUUCUACGGGCCGGACUUCCUGUGCCGCAUCGUGAAGCACCUGCAGGUUCUGGGCAUGUUCGCCUCCACCUACAUGAUGGUGAUGAUGACCGUGGACCGCUACGUGGCCAUCUGCCACCCGCUGCGCAGCCUGCAGCAGCCCACGCAGCGCGCGUACAUCAUGAUCAGCUGCAGCUGGGCGUGCAGCCUGCUGCUCAGCUCCCCGCAGUACUUCAUCUUCUCCCUCAGCGAGGUUCGGCCCGGUUCGGCCGUUUACGACUGCUGGGGUCACUUCGUGGAGCCGUGGGGGCUGCGCGCCUACAUCACCUGGAUCACGGCGGGGAUCUUCCUGGUUCCGGUGGCCGUGCUGGUGUUCUGCUACGGCUUCAUCUGCAGGACGAUCUGGAGGAACCUGAAGGGCAAGACGCGCAGGAAGAGCGCGGCGGACGCUUCGGCAGCGGGCGGCAGGUCCAGGAUCCUGGGCAGGAACUCCGUCAGCAGCGUCUCCACCAUCUCCCGCGCCAAAUUACGCACCGUUAAGAUGACUUUCGUGAUCGUGGUGGCUUACGUGGUGUGCUGGGCUCCGUUCUUCACCGUUCAGAUGUGGUCCGUGUGGGACAAAACCUUCUCCUGGCACGACUCGGAGAACCCGGCGGUGACGCUGUCCGCCCUGCUGGCCAGCCUCAACAGCUGCUGCAACCCCUGGAUCUACAUGAUCUUCAGCGGCCACCUGCUGUCGGACUUCCUGGGCCUGCUGCCCUGCUGCCGCCGGCUGCGGGACCGGCUGCGGCAGCAGGACUCGGACAGCAGCAUCCGGCGCACCACGCUGCUGUCCCGCCUGCAGGCGCCGCGCCCGUCCGACCUCAACUUCACCUUCAAAAACUGUCCGCCGGCCACGCUGGCGUCCUGACUGCAGAUCCGCCCGACCGGCUAGCAUCAGCCCAGGGAGCUAAAGGAGAGCUCGGUUCGGUCCAAACGGGGAACGUUCACUAUCCGCUGUGGGUUCAGCAGCACUUUUCAUGGCGGCUUUGUUAAAGGGGCAGUAUCAUGUAAAAACAACUUGAUUUUUUAUUUUACUUUCCAUCAUGUUUUACUGUUUUUCCCUGGUGAAA